AGUUUCCGCAGGGCCUUGGCGGCAGGGGAGGCACGGGGACAAGUCUUCUUCGCUACACUCACAGCAAGCUCUAGGUGAAAACUGAACCCAAUCAAGACCUCCUAAGCCGUAUUAUUUCUAGACUGUGUCAUUUUGGGGGCUGGCCUCCGGAUUUCUUCUGAAGACGGUAUAAUUUUGAAACCUCAUCCCUGGAUCUGUUUUGAGGACCAUCGACUCACCAAGAAAUGACUUAUAUGAUGAAGAAAGAACGUGCCUUCUGGGCAUCUGUGUGUCUGUUGCUUAGCGUCACCCCUGGGCUUCUCAAUGCUCUGCCUGAGGAAGUUGAUGAACAUUCAGAAACCACAGAUUCUGCGCCGCUGCCAAUGAAACCGAAGCAAACAUUUUGUGCAAUGAAGGUAGAGGAUGGGCCGUGCAAGGCGAUGAUAAGGAGUUAUUUCUUCAAUAUUCUUACUCAACAAUGUGAAGAAUUUAUAUAUGGGGGAUGCAGAGGAAACGAGAACCGAUUUGAGACCGUGGAAGAGUGUAAGGCAGCGUGCCUACCAGGUUAUAAAAAGACGCCCGUGAAGACAAUAUCCGCAAGAGGGAAGCCAGAUUUCUGCUUCUUGGAAGAGGAUCCUGGAAUCUGCCGAGGCCUCAUUACUAGGUAUUUUUACAACAACCAAUCAAAGCAGUGCGAACGGUUCAAGUACGGUGGGUGCCUGGGCAACCAGAACAACUUUGAGACCUUGGACGCAUGCCGGAGCACCUGUGAGGACACAGUGAAUGAGUUACCGAUGGGCAACCAUGUACCCGAGCGAAAUACUGUAAAUAACACUUUGAUUACCCAAUCUACCAAAUCGCCCAAUGGUUGGGAAUAUCACGGCCCUUCAUGGUGUCUUAGUCCAGCAGACAGUGGAUCAUGUAAAGCCAGUGAGAAGAGAUUCUACUAUAAUUCAGUCCUUGGGAAAUGUCGCCAAUUUAAGUACACCGGAUGCGGGGGAAAUAACAAUAAUUUUUUUACCAAGAAAGAAUGUGUGAGGGCCUGUAAAAAAGGUUUCAUCAAAAGAGUAACAAAAGGAGGAAAAAUUAACACCCAAAAAGGAAAGGAGCCUACAGUGAAAAUAGUGUAUGCAGCCAUGGACUAGUGUUGAGAUAUAAACACACUAUUGUUACUCUAAUUAUACUAAAUAUUUCCACAAGGUAUUUGUACUAUGAUGUCUAUUCUUCUACUACAAUAAUUUUGAUGAAUAUAUAAAAGUUAAUUUCCCAGGCCACUGUGUCCAUUAAGGAUGGGCUUUCCUUAGCCACUCCACUUUUGUAAAGCAGCAACUUAUCAAACGGCUACUGUGAAUUUCAUCUCGCUCCCUUUCAAGCCACUUCCUGUUCAAUUGCAAGGUCUCCUACUGCUCAGCACAGGAACCAGUUUUCUCUUUUCCAUCGCGACCAUCUACCGGAAGAGAUACUUUCAUUUGUUAUGAUCAUGAACAAUGUGUACCCUUGAUAGUCUAAGCCUUCCCACAUGAUUUCAAUUUUAGCAGUGUAAGAAGUAAAACACUAUAGCCUGAACAAUAAACCUGACUGUUACCCACUGGUGUUUACUAAAGAACUUCUGAGAUACAGAGCUGUGAAACCAAAUAAAAAAAUCAU
Molecule: messenger RNA, 1626 nt
Organism: Microtus oregoni (creeping vole)
Lineage: Eukaryota; Metazoa; Chordata; Mammalia; Rodentia; Cricetidae
Gene: Tfpi
Product: tissue factor pathway inhibitor
Exons: 9
Coding region: 225-1124 (299 amino acids)
Biological process (GO): negative regulation of peptidase activity
Cellular component (GO): extracellular region
Molecular function (GO): serine-type endopeptidase inhibitor activity
Source: RefSeq, a predicted model, not a curated record